CUUGGGCUCUCUAGGCUAACUACAAAUGCUAGGUUUGAGGGAAAAAGUUUAUUCCCUUCUCGCACGUGAUGCUCGCCGCGAACUCGCGAUCGUUUCCAGCGCUUGAAAUGUGGCGCGCAUCAGCCGAUCGUGUAACCUCCGUGUCCGUUACGUAAGCGGCAUCCAUCCCCACCGAUAUCGAAACGGGCACGCUUCUUUCACGAUUAGGCUGGAGUUCUCUGCUGACGUGAAGAUUCAGUCGGUAGCUAGCAGUUAGUACAGCUCGUUCGGUCAGUACAGCCGCGGGUAUCAGAACCUAGGACCCAGGAGUAGAAUUCAAAUCUGUGCAAUGUGGUCUCUGGGUAAUGCCAAUCGUUCCCACCUUCGGAUUCUACUGGCCGUUGCUGUGGCUUUUAGCUGUGCGGGCCAAUCCCUAGCCUGCAGCUGUGUGCCGGUAAACCUCUGUCCGUCACAAGAAUUGGAUUUACAGAUGGCAGACAAGGACGGGUUAAUAUGUCCCGCCGGUAAAGUGUGCUGUGAUGCGCCGGUGGUCGAAAAACCUACCAGCUUGUUGGACGAACUGGAUGAAACGCCCUGCGAUGGAGUGUGCGUGACCAAUGCAUUGGAAUGUGCCGGUGAGAUUGACAACGACGAGUCCGGUAAGGAUUUCAUCGAUGUCAGAAAUUAUGGGGCUUCUAGUAGCUGUCCCGCCGACCAGUACUGCUGCCGAACCGGUGCGGACGAAGCUGCAAUCUGCGAUGGAACGUGCCAACCGUGGUUGCUCUGCAUUAUGCCAUUGACGCUUGAAGGUUGCAGCGAAGGAAAUGUGUGCUGCUAUGUGGAAAGUACACCGGCGAUGGAGACGAUCUACGAUAUUAACGCCAUGGCCGAUCCCGAUCCCGGCUUCGAUCGUGACAGUGCAUGUGCGUGGCGCAAAUUGCGCGAAGAUGGGAACCGGCUUCCCCCGUGGCUGGUGUCGGUGUGGGCUAGGGUCGAAAUCAUUGCUGGCAUUCAAAUCGACCAAUUUGUUUGCAGUGGAGUGUUGGUGGACUCGUCGCUAGUGCUUACGACGGCGAGCAAUGUGAAGAAUGUGCCUGCGGAGAAAAUGUUCGUGAAUGUUGGCGAUUACGAUAUUUCCAGCCGAUCUGCACUGAAAAUGCAAAAUAUAUACACCGUCAAGCAACAGAUCAUUUACGAUGACUACAACGAAACUUCCGGCCUGGUACACAACGAUGUGGCAAUGUUGCGCCUCACAACCCCGGUGCGCAAUGGACAGUGUGUCGCGUCGCUUAGUUCAUCACCGGAAGCACCGGAUAGCAGCUGCUACACAUUCGGCUGGAACCGAACACUGCUCACGGCCGGAUCCGGUCGUCCCGUGCGUUACCCGGUACAGCUGACCAGCUUCCUGGACGAUCCGUACUGUGUGGCCGGUGCGAUCUGUCUCGCUCGUGACGACGAAGGUCGAUGCAAUUAUGAUGCCCUGGACGGAUCGCCCAUCGUGUGCAGGAAAGGUGAAACGGAAGCCGAUUGGCGGCUUCGAGGGUUGCUGGCGAGCAACUGUUCCGGUGUGCCGGCUAGGGGUGUUACCGCGUGGCUCGAACACCAGCGGAAUCCUGGCUUCGUGCAAGAAGUGAAACCGUCCAUUCCGGACAGACAGUAUUUACCGGUGUUAUGAGUCGAGUAAAUGGAAAUUAUGUGAUUAAUAAAGGGGUUUCCCUAUCGUCGCUUUA
Messenger RNA from Anopheles stephensi (Asian malaria mosquito), 1709 nucleotides. Its product is annotated as hyaluronan-binding protein 2-like. The transcript has 2 exons. Gene Ontology annotation, biological process: proteolysis. Gene Ontology annotation, molecular function: serine-type endopeptidase activity. Bases 329 to 1654 code for a protein of 441 amino acids. NCBI's taxonomy places the organism in Eukaryota, Metazoa, Arthropoda, Insecta, Diptera, Culicidae. The record is from RefSeq and is a predicted model, not a curated record.